Messenger RNA from Mytilinidion resinicola, 1347 nucleotides. RefSeq lists its product as uncharacterized. The transcript has a single exon. Lineage: Eukaryota; Fungi; Ascomycota; Dothideomycetes; Mytilinidiales; Mytilinidiaceae. The record is from RefSeq and is a predicted model, not a curated record. Bases 251 to 1132 code for a protein of 293 amino acids.
CAUCAGAAUCCAAAAUCAACGACAUCUCAUCUACAAGAAUACUGGCGCUAAACGGGCUGGCAUAUUAUAACAAAGAUUCUACGCUGUACUGCAAAUCUAAGCGAAUCCUUGGUCUCAAUGCAUCGAUCGGAGGCUAGCUAAUAGUUCUAUUGCGUCAUCUUUAACAUCUAUUCAUCUCUUCCGGUCUCUUACAAGUCAUCACUCAUAUCAUCUAUUUUUCCCGCGCCAUUCCCUCUCCGCCAAUUCAACAAUGAAACGGCUCUCUUCCCUCUUCUCCCGCACCUCCCGCACCUCCCGCACCGCCCCCUUCCAAAUUCUCUCCGAUCUCCACCUCGAACACUCGAACCAAUAUGCCUCCUUCGACCUCCCCAUCUCCGCCCCCAACCUCAUCCUCGCCGGCGACAUCGGCCGGCUCGCAGACUACGACGCCUACCUCGGCUUCCUCGUCCGCCGCACCACUCUCUUCGAGCGCGUCUUCCUCGUCCUCGGCGCCACCGAAUUCCACGGUCUAAGCUUUUACGCCGGCAUCGCGGCCGCGAGGCGACUAGAAGCUGAGCCCGCGCUGAAAGGAAAGCUCAUCUUGCUGCAUCAGCGGAAGUACGAUCUGCCGGGAACGAAUCUGAGUGUGCUGGGGUGUACGCUGUGGUCGCAGAUUCCCGAGUCCGCCGCGGCCGCUGUCGUUGCGAAGGUGCCUGAUUUCAGCCUUAUCGAAAGAUGGAGCGUGGAAGCGCACAACGCCGCCCACGCGGAUGAUGUCAGCUGGCUUAAGAGCCAGGUAAGUGCGAAUCGGCGGUUUGCGGGGGAGAUCGCGCUAGAUGGGCAGCCGGAGAGGAGUUUGUUGAUUGUGACGCACCAUGCGCCGGCGCUAAGGGAGUGUCACGCUCCGUGGGCGGUGGAUACACCGUGGUGUACUGCGAGCGCGACAGAUUUGUUGGCGGGGUGGGAUUGGACGGGGGUGAAGACAUGGGUGUUUGGAUGCACGCAUUGGACGAAUGAUUUCGUGGUCUUUGGGGUGCGGGCCGUGAGUAAUCAGAGGGGACUGGAGGAGGGCGGGGAUUUCGCGGGAGAGAGAACGAAGAAGAAGAAGGGGGCGACGGAGUUUGAUGUUAGGAGGGUUAUACAGGUGGGCUAAGGAUAGUCCGUGGGUGGGAAACGGAGAGAGAGGUAAUGGGGCGGUUUUUGAUUAGUGGAGUUUGAUAGCAUUGGCAGCUUGAACUUUUACACGGCUCUUUCAUUCCCUUAGUUCAUCUACAUUUCUUAUUCUAGGCUCUCUGAAACUGUUUAUCGUCAUAUUGCCACACGAAGAUCUACCCCAGCUCAUACUGUCUCAUAUCAAUAGCAGUCUUC